Messenger RNA from Oryzias melastigma (Indian medaka), 13874 nucleotides. Its product is annotated as protein unc-80 homolog. The record is from RefSeq and is a predicted model, not a curated record. Gene Ontology annotation, cellular component: cation channel complex; axon. Gene Ontology annotation, molecular function: monoatomic cation channel activity. Lineage: Eukaryota; Metazoa; Chordata; Actinopteri; Beloniformes; Adrianichthyidae. Gene Ontology annotation, biological process: monoatomic cation homeostasis.
GAGGAGGAGGAAGAGGUGGAGGGAGCCGUCAAAAUGGUGAAGAGGAAGAGCCUGGAUGAGAACGAGCCGGAGUGCGGGAAGGGGAUCCCGUUCGCCAUCCAGACCUUCCUGUGGAGCCAGACCAGUGCUUUCCUGCGUCCAAAGUUGGGGAAACAAUAUGAGGCAUCAUGUGUGUCUUUCGAGCGGGUGCUGGUGGAGAACAAGCUGCACGGGCUUUCCCGGGAGCUGUCGGAGGCCAUCCAGAGCAUCUCCCGCUGGGAGCUGGUCCAGGCGGCGCUGCCACACGUCCUCCACUGCACCUCCAUCCUGCUGUCAAACAGGAACAAGCUGGGCCACCAGGACAAACUGGGCGUGGCCGAGACCAAGCUGCUCCACACGCUGCACUGGAUGCUGCUGGACGCCGCGCAGGAGUGCAACCACGAGCCCAGCCUGGGCCACGGCUGGUCCGGGGGCGGCAGCAGCAGCAGCGCCUUCCUCCAACCUGUGGGGGACCAGGGCUCCUCGCCGGGAGCCCCGGGCUCCGGCCCGGGCUCGGCUCUGAUCGGGUCGGGACCGCUUCACAGCAGCUCCCUUCAGGAGGAGGACGAGAACGCCCGAGUCAAGCUGUUCCACAAGAGCAUGGCCACCGUGGAGCUGUUCGUGUUCCUGUUGGCGCCACUCAUCCAUCGCAUCAAGGAGUCGGAUCUGACGUUCCGAUUGGCCAGCGGUCUGGUAAUCUGGCAGCCAAUGUGGGAGCACCGUCAGCCGGACAUUCCCGCCUUCACGGCUCUCAUCAAACCCGUCAGGAACAUCGUAACAGCAAAGAGGAAUUCCCCAAUCAGCAACCAGUGCAGCCCCUGUGGAUCUGGCAACCCGGGUCCCACGGGCUUUCAGGUGGUGUGCGAGGCCGCCCAAUCAGACUCCCCCGCUGCAGGAGAGCAGAGCUGUCGCCGUGGCAACUCGGUGGAGAAAGGCGGCCCUUCCCAGCCGACGGUCAAAGGUCCCCCCAAGAAGAAGACGUCCGUUCCCGCCGGCGUUCCGUCCUCGCCGUCCCAGCGCGCCCGUUACGCCACUUACUUCGACGUGGCGGUCCUGCGCUGCCUGCUGCAGCCGCACUGGACAGAGGAGGGCGUCCACUGGUCCCUCAUGUACUACCUGCAGCGCCUCAGGCAGAUCCUGGAGGAGAGGCCCGAGCGCGCCCCGGAGCCGCUGGUCGCGCCCCUCCCCCGCCCGCGCAGCAGCUCCAUGGUGGCGGCCACGCCCUCGCUGGUCAACACGCACAGGACUCAGGACAUGAGUCUGAAGUGUAACGAGGAGGAGAAAUCUCUGAGCACCGAGACGUUCGCCAAAGUUUCCCUCACCAACCUGCGGCGCCAGGCGGUUCCGGAUCUGUCCUCCGACCUCGGCAUGAGCAUCUUCAAGAAGUUCAAGAACCGGCGCGAGGACCGUGAGAGAAAAGGUUCAAUUCCCUUCCACCACGCAGGGAAGAAGCGUCAGCGUCGGAUGGGCGUUCCCUUCCUGCUGCACGAGGACCACCUUGACGUUUCGCCCACCCGCAGCACCUUCUCCUUCGGAAGCUUCUCGGGUUUAGGGGACGAUCGGCGAGCUCUGGACCGUGGCGGCUGGCAGGCCACCAUCAUGGGGAAAUUCACGCGCAGAGGCAGCACCGACACGGCCGCAGAUGCAGACAGCCUGAGCGCCAAACACUCCCACUCCCACCACUCCCUCCUCCGGGACAUGCCCGACCACUCCAACAGCCACAGCGACAAUGUGGUCAGAGAGGUCCGAUCUCAGAUCUCCACCAUCACCAUGGCGGCCUUCAACACGACCGUGGCGUCCUUCAACGUGGGCUACGCCGACUUCUUCACCGAGCACAUGAAGAAGCUGUGUAACCCCGUGACGGUCCCCGAGAUCCCCGAGCCGCUGGCGUGCUCCAACCUGCCGCGCAGCCUCACGGACUCCUGCAUCAACUACUCCUGUCUGGAGGAGGGCGAGAACAUCGAGGGGACCAACAACUUUGUGCUGAAGAACGGCAUGCUGGACCUCACGGCCGUCUUCCGAGCGCUCUACGCCGUCCUGAGCCACGACAUCAGCUCGAGGAUUUGCGACGUGGCUCUCAACAUCAUCGACUGCCUGCUCCAGCUGGGCGUGGUGCCCGACAUGGGCAAGAAGAUGUCCAAGGGGGAAAACAAGGAGAACCAGGAGGCCCGCGCCAAAGAGUCAGUGGUGCAGGGCCUCGGAGGGGGCGCACAGGGGGGUGGGCCCAUCGCUGGAGCGGGCGGUGGAGGGGAUGGAGGUGGGGGAGGCAGCGGAGGAGGAAGCGGACAGGGGAGCAAAGACGAUGUGAAGAACAACAAGGACAACGACAAAAAGGAAGAGGGUUCUGGCCUCAGCACCCACCGCUUGGCUUUGACCAUGCUGAUAAAGAUCGUCAAGUCUUUGGGGUGUGCUUACGGUUGCGGCGAGGGCCACAGAGGGCUGUCUGGAGAUCGCCUCAGGAUGCAGGCCCAGAACUGCCUGACCAACCUCUACAAGCUGGACAAGGUGCAAUUUCGCCAAACUAUGCGCGAGUAUGUCAACAAAGAUUCCCUGAAUAACAUUGUGGACUUCUUGCAUGCACUGCUGGGCUUCUGCAUGGAGCCCAUUACUGACAAGUACGGCAGUGCAGGUGAGAGGUCCAGGAGGGCGAAAAAAAGAAACAUCGACAAGGCGGGCUUCGGCAACAACUUCACGACGGGCGACAACAAGUCCUUGGCCCAGAACAUGGAGGCGGUGGUGGUGGGGUGCAUGUUCAAGUCGCUCAUCACGCGCUGCGCCUCCACCACGCAUGAGCUGCACAGCCCAGAGAACCUGGGUCUGUACUGCGACAUCCGCCAGCUGGUCCAGUUCAUAAAGGAGGCUCAUGGGAAUGUGUUCCGCAGAGUGGCACUGAGCGCGCUCCUGGACAGUGCCGAAAAGGUCACCGCCACCAAGAAACCUGAAGACAAAGAAGAGGGUAAACACCCUGGACCUAAGAGGUCAGAGACGGGUGUGUCCGGGGAGAAGGGUCAGGUGUCCAGUGCUGCAGAUGAGUGUCGCAGCUACAUCUCCAGUAGACCUCCCCAGACCCCCGAACAUGAGGAGCAGCUCCCGGGCGCUCUAUUGGGGAGGAAGGACUUCUGGAGGAAGAUGUUCAAGUCGCAGAGCGCCGCCAGCGACACCAGCAGCCAAUCGGAGCAGGACACAUCGGAGUGCACCACCGCACACUCUGGCACCACCACGGACAGGCGAUCCCGAUCCAGAUCCCGUCGGAUUUCCCUCCGCAAGAAACUCAAGCUACCAAUCGGAAACUGGCUGAAGCGCUCCUCUCUAUCCGGGCUGACUGACGGCGUGGAGGACCUGCUUGACAUCAGCUCAGUGGAUCGACUCUCAUUCAUACGUCAGAGCUCGAAGGUAAAGUUCACCAGUGCCGUGAAGCUGUCUGAAGGGGGCGCUGCAGUGCCGGAGUACGGCAGGGACGAGGAGGAGAAUUUCUUCAAGCGGCUCGGUAAAUGGAGGUCUGGCAGGAGGAAUCCAUCCAAGCUUCACCACACAGAAGAGAAAGAUGGACCUCACGGUUUUCAGGAGCGUCUAGCAGCGACUCAAGAGGCCAUGAAGAACAAGAACGUGGUCAAUCUGGGCGCCAUUCGACAAGGAAUGAAACGCUUCCAGUUUCUCCUCAACUGCUGCGAGCCGGGGACCAUACCCGACGCUUCCAUCCUCGCCGCCGCCUUAGACUUGGAAGCGCCAGUUGUGGCCCGAGCCUCCCUGUUCCUGGAAUGCGCCAGAUUCGUCCACCGCUGUAACCGCGGAAACUGGCCGGAGUGGAUGAAGGGCCACCACGUGAACAUCACCAAGAAAGGUCUGUCCAGAGGUCGAUCACCCAUCGUAGGCAACAAGAGAAACCAAAAACUGCAGUGGAACGCCGCCAAGCAUUUCUGCCAGUGGGGAGACGCAAUCGGAACGAGACUCAGCGAACUGUGUCACUCGGACAGCGAAAGUCCCGCCAACAUCCUGGGUUACAUUUAUGACGAAGAGACCAAGCGGAGAAUGAGGAAGGAAGACGAGGAGGAAGAUUAUUUAGAUGAUAAUACCGUCAAUCCGUCGAAGUGCGCUUGUCCCUUUGCCCUGAAGAUGGCUGCCUGCCAGCUCCUUCUGGAAAUCACCACCUUCCUGCGGGAGACAUUUCCAUGCCUGCCCCGACCGCGAACAGAACCCCUGGUGGACUUGGACAGCUGCCGCCUGCGUCUGGACCCGGAGCUCGGCCGCCAUCGAUACGAGAGGAAGAUCAGUUUCGCAGGAAUCCUUGAUGAUGAAGACGGGCGCGAUUCGCUCAACAGCAGUAGCCAUACUCUAAAGUCGGACACCACCUGUGACGACAAGAAGACGCAGGAAUCUCAGGCUCCCAUUAGAAAGAUCCGGAUUGGAGGCUCCCGGCUGCUUCAGAUCAAAGGGGCCCGAAGUUUCCGUGUCAAAAAGGGAGGCUCCCUGUCUUCAAUCCGCCGGGCGGGAAGCCUCAAGAGCACCAAGCUGUCAAGGCAGGACUCCGAGUCGGAGAACGAGGAAGGGUUGCUGUCACAAACUCAGAGCCGGGACACGGUCACAGACAUUGGGAGUCCCUUUAGCGCCAGUGAGCCCAGUAUUGAACCAGAAGGCCCAAGCUCUGGAGGAACAGAGGACAACUACCACCGCAACAUGUCCUGGCUCCACAUCAUGAUCCUUCUAAUCAACCAGCAGAGCUUCAUUUGCACACACGUUGACUUCUGCCACCCGCGCUGCUACCAGCACCACGGCCGCUCCUGCGCCCGUCUGGUCCGUGCCAUCAAGCUGGUGUACGGUGAAAGCGUGGACAGCCUUAGAGAGGACAGUGCCUCCUCUGGAAUCAUCGGAGGGCGGCCAAAGAAAAGCAAAGAGUGUUCCGACAAAUCCUGCCUGAGGACUCCAUCCAUGAAGAGAAGACCCACCGACUCCAACAUGGAGGGCAAGAAGGACACGGGAAUGCUCAAGUACAUCCGCAACCAGGUGAUGAGCUUGUCUCCAGCUCCUCUUUCGCUGUUGAUCAAGGCCGCGCCCAUCCUGACAGACGACAUGUAUGGAGACAUCCAGCCCGCGGCCUGGGAGCUCCUCCUGAGUGUAGACGAACACAUGGCCGCCGCAGCCGCGGCCAUGUUUCUGUUGUGCGCCGUGAAGGUCCCCGACGCGGUGACGGAAAUGAUGAUGGCCGAGUUCCACCACCAGGAGGCGUGCCAGCGCAUCAACUCCAUCCUGAAGUUCUACACGCUGUGGCGUUUCCGAUACCAGGUGUGGCCCCGCAUGGAGGAGGGCGCCCAGCAGAUCUUUAAGAUCCCCCCGCCCAGCAUUAACUUCACCCUUCCAUCUCCAAUACUGGGCAUGCCCUGCGUCCCCAUAUUCGACCCCCCAUGGGUGCCGCAGAACACCGGCAGCGUCCAGGAUCCGAUCAACGAGGACCAGUCUAAAUCCUUCUCCGCCCGAGCCGUCUCGCGCUCCCACCAGCGAGCCGAGCACAUCCUGAAGAACCUGCAGCAGGAGGAGGAGAAGCGGCGGCUGGGCCGCGAGGCCAGCAUCAUCACCGCCAUCCCCGUGGCCCAGGAGGCCUGCUACGAGCCCACCUGCAGCCCCCCGCCUGAACAGGAGGAGGAAGCAGAAGAAGUGGUGAACCUGGCAUCGCGCCGUCUGUCCGUCAGCCCCUCCUGCGCCUCCAGCAACUCCCACAGGAACUACUCUUUCCGCCGCGGCUCCGUGUGGUCGGUCCGAUCGAUGGCCAGCGCCGAAGAUGAAGAGAACACAACAGAACACACCCCCAGUCACCACAUGCUACAGCCGCCUCAGGCUGUCUUCCCAGCAUGCAUCUGUGCUGCCGUCCUACCAAUAGUGCACCUCAUGGAAGAUGGAGAGGUUCGAGAAGAUGGCGUUGCUGUGAGCGCCGUCGCCCAGCAGAUACUCUGGAACUGCCUGAUUGAAGAUCCAGCUUUGGUUCUUCGGCACUUUCUGGAAAAACUCACUGUUAGCAACAGACAGGAUGAGCUGAUCUACAUGCUGAGGAAGUUGCUGCUCAAUAUUGGAGAUCUUCCAGCACAGACCUCUCACAUCCUCUUCAACUACCUGGUGGGUUUGAUCAUGUAUUUCGUCCGCACUCCUUGUGAGUGGGGGAUGGACGCCAUCUCAGCCACUCUGACCUUCCUGUGGGAGGUGGUCGGCUACGUGGAGGGGCUUUUCUUCAAAGACUUGAAGCAGACCAUGAAGAAGGAGCAGUGUGAGGUCAAGCUGCUGGUCACUGCCUCUAUGCCAGGAACUAAAACUCUGGUGGUACACGGUCAGAAUGAAUGUGACAUCCCCACCCAGCUGCCCGUCCAUGAAGACACCCAGUUUGAAGCUCUGCUGAAGGAAUGUCUUGAAUUCUUCAACAUUCCCGAGGCUAGAUCGGCACAUUACUUCCUCAUGGAUAAAAGAUGGAACCUCAUCCAUUAUUCAAAGACUUAUGUAAGGGACAUCUACCCCUUUCGGAGGUCAGUGUCUCCCCAACUCAACCUUGUUCACAUGCUUCCUGAAAAAGGACAGGAGCUCAUCCAGAAGCAAGUGUUUUCCCGUAAACUGGAGGAAGUGGGUCGAGUUCUCUUCCUCAUCUCCCUCACUCAACACAUCCCAAGUGUCCACAAGCAGUCGCACGUCUCCUUGCUCCAGGAAGACCUGCUCCGCCUCCCAUCCUUCCCACGGACUGCCAUCGAUGCUGAAUUCUCACUGUUCAACGAGCCGCAAGGUAAAGAGCUCUUCGGCUUGGACACGCUCCACAAGGUUCUGUGGAUCAAGCUGCUGGAGGAAAUGUUUCUGGGCAUGCCCAGCGAGUAUCCGUGGGGGGACGAGAUAAUGCUCUUUCUCAACGUCUUUAAUGGGGCGUUGCUGCUGCACCCGGAGGACAGCGCCCUCCUCAGGCAGUACACCGCCACCGCCAUCAACACGGCUGUUCACUUCAAUCACCUCUUCUCUCUGAGUGGCUACCAAUGGAUCCUACCCACCAUGCUCCAGGUCUACGCUGACUAUGAGAGCAACCCUUUACUACGGCAGGGCAUCGAGUUCUGCUGUCGGCAGUUCUACAUCCUUCAUCGAAAGCCAUUCAUCCUGCAGCUGUUUGCUAGCGUGGCCCCGCUGCUGGAAUUUACCACCAGCACUAGUUCUGGCUUGUCCAAAGGAGUGUCAGCUCAGUGUCUGUUUGACCUGCUGAUAUCUCUGGAGGGCGAAACACAGGACGGUUUGGACGCUCUUGAGCUGGUCAAAGCUGAGAAGCCUCUUCGCUCUCUAGAUUUCUGCUAUGGUAAUGAAGACUUGGUGUUUUCCAUCAGUGAGGCAAUCAAGUUGUGUGUCACUGUGGUAGCUUACGCCCCUGAGUCCUUCAGAAGUCUACAGAUGUUGAUGGUGUUGGAAGCAUUAGUGCCAUGCCACCUUCAGAAACUAAAGAGCAACACGGUGACAAUGGAGUCCGCCUCAGCUGCCAGAGACGAGAUCGCAGCCAUCGCCGCCUUGGCCACAUCUUUGCAAGCUCUCCUCUACAGUUCUGAGGCGCUUACGAGGCCAAUGACCGCGCCCCAGAUCUCUCGAUGUGAUCAAGGCCACAAGGGAGGAACAACGGCCAACCACGCCAUGUCAGGUGGAGUCAAUACCAGGGACAACAUCCACCUGAUGGAGGAAGGACAAGGAAUGCCAAGGGAGGAACUGGAUGAGCGUAUCGCCAGGGAGGAGUUUCGAAGACCGCGAGAGUCGCUGUUGAACAUCUGCACGGAGUUCUACAAACACUGUGGACCUCGGCUUAAGAUUCUGCAGAACGUUGCUGGCGAGCCCCGGGUCACGGCUUUGGAACUGCUGGAUAUAAAGUCACACAUGAGGCUGGCAGAAAUUGCCCACGCUCUGCUCAAGCUAGCGCCCUACGACACCUUAACCAUGGAGAGCCGAGGUCUACGGCGCUACAUCAUGGAGAUGCUGCCCAUCACCGACUGGUCCUCAGAGGCUGUCCGGCCCGCUCUCAUCCUCAUCCUUAAGAGGCUCGAUCGGAUGUUCAACAAGAUCCACAAGAUGCCAACGCUCAGGUGCGCUCGCCCUCAGGCACUAUGCACCAGGAGGCAGGUGGAAUGGGAGGCGGCCAGCAAUCUCAUUGAGGGAAUCUGCUUGACCCUGCAGCGACAGCCAAUCAUCUCUUUUCUCCCCCACCUACGCUCUCUGAUCAACGUCUGUGUCAAUUUGGUAAUGGGUGUUGUUGGCCCCUCCAGUGUGGCCGACGGAUUGCCUCUUCUCCACCUGAGCCCCUACCUCUCUCCUCCUCUUCCUUUCAGCACAGCUGUAGUCCGGUUGGUUGCCCUUCAGAUCCAGGCCUUGAAGGAUGACUUCCCCCUUAGUCAUGUGAUCUCACCUUUCACUAACCAAGAGCGGCGAGAGGGAAUGUUGCUCAACUUGCUGAUUCCCUUCGUGUUGACCGUUGGAUCUGGAACCAAAGAUAGUCCCCACCUUGAGCAGCCGGAGAUUUUCCUCCUCUUGCAAACCGUCAUCAACAUCCUUCUCCCUCCACGUAUCAUCUCCACCUCACGCACCAAGAACUUCAUGCUGGACGCUUCCCCGGCUCACUGCUCCACACCGGGCGACACAGGGAAGGAUUUGCGGCGUGAAGGUUUGGCGGAGUCCACCAGCCAGGCUGCUUAUCUAGCUCUGAAGGUGGUGCUGGUGUGCUUUGAGCGCUCGCUGGGAAACCAGUGGUACCGUCUGAGCCUGCAGGUAAAAGAGAUGGCUCUACGGAAGGUGGGCGGCUUGGCGUUCUGGGACUUCAUAGACUUUAUCGUCCGGACCCGCAUCCCUAUCUUUGUCUUGUUGAGACCUUUCAUUCAGUGCAAGUUGUUGACCCAACCGGCCGAUUCUCAAGAAGAGAUCACGGCCCGCCACCACAUUGCCGACCAACUGGAGCGCCGCUUCAUCCCGAGACCUCUGUGCAAGAGCUCCCUGUUUGCGGAAUUCAACAACGAGCUAAAGAUCCUCAAAGAGGCAGUACAUAGUGGCUCUGCGUACCAAGGAAAGACUUCCAUCAGUACAGUUGGUACUUCUACGUCGGCGUACCGCCUCAGUUUGGCCACAAUGUCGCGCUCAAACACCGGCACCGGUACAGUUUGGGAGCAGGACAGUCAACCGUCACGCCAACCAUCGCAGGAUACUCUCAGCCGCACUGAUGAGGAUGACGAAGAAAAUGACUCUAUGAGUAUCCCAAGUGUUGUGAGCGAGCACGAGGCCUUCCUGCCGCGAGUGAUGUCACAGCGGCGUUUCUCCAGCCACGCCACCGGCUCGGCACCGUCUCAGUCGGAGGGUCCUCGUAGUACCAUGCUGCCAAGUCAAAGCGAACCCAAUGUGCUAGAUGAGUCCCAGGGCCUUCUGCAGGAGGGUCACCUCUCUAGGGUUGCUAGUGUGCAGAGUGAACCGGGCCAACAGAACGUCCUGCUUCAACCUCCGUUGGGAAGAAAGCGAGGACUCAGACAGUUGCGGCGCCCCCUGCUGUCCAUUCCGAAAACGGAACCCCGCGGCCGGUCUGGAGCCAGGCUCUCGACGACGCGCAGGAGCAUCCAGCCCAAGAACAAACCACUGGAAACAUUAUUGGACUGUGAAGCGCAAGCGGAUCAGAAGAGGUCCGUCACCUUCACGGAGAAUCAAGAGCAGGCGACCGGUGGGGGCGGCAAACCCCCGACUCCCAGCAAGGUGGAGGCUCCAGCUGAGGCUAAAGGUCCGGCUUUGUCCAAGUCUCCAACGUUAGAGGUUCCCCCGUCUGUCUCGGCCACAGUCACCGCCGACCUGCACCGGCCUGCAAACGCCAAGGCCCCUCCAGCCAAGAGCAGCAAAGAGAGGAGAGAGCAGUGGGGGCUCCGCAGCAGCCUGUCCCCUCCACCCUCCAUCUCCCGCCCUUCCACCCCGACUCCUCCGUCCCGAACCUGCUCCCCACUGCCCUCCUCUCGCACCCCUUCUCCCCUUCCUUUGUCCCGCACCUCCUCCCCUAUCCCUCCCCCUCCCCUCCCGGUGUUGAGCACGGCUCCAGCCGCCGCCGCUCCACCAGCACCUCCUCCCACGCUCCUCCCGCCGACCCCACCGGGACCGUCCAUCCUCCGAGAGAGCCCCGGUGACGAGGACACGGCGGCGCUGCUGCCGCGCAGCGACCCCCAGCUGCAGCUCAGCGAGGACGACGGCACAGAGAACCCGCUCCUCACGCCGCUGCUGUCGCCCUCGUCCCCACGCCGCUCGCCUCGCCGCCUGCCUCUGCCCCUGUCCCCCGUCGACCUGGAUCUGGACGAGUCGCAUGUGUGAGAGAUCAAAGAACAGGGUUUAAUGCUGCUGGGACCUGUGUGUCCUCCUUAAAAAAACACCACUUUUGUUCUCCUAGCUGAGGACAGACCAACUGCCUCAAAGCUGUUGGUAAAUUUAAAGGCAGUAAUCCCCUUUGAUCUUCUUCAAAGGGACAUCAAAGGCCUUUUACCCUCGAUGCCAUCGCUGGCACAAAAGCGCUAACUUUUCAACCGAUUGUACAAUUUACGUAAUUCCAAUGGAUUCCAAAGAAAAAAAAGCAGCUUUACAUCAACCGGUUGGUUUAUGUGAAUUUCGUUUUCCUACUAAAAACUUGAAGCAUUUAAAAUAUCGUCAACACAGGAGCCAAAGUUCCGGAAACAACCUUUUAGCACUAGAGAUGUCGUCAGCAACAACAAACUAAAACAUGCUCUUGAAGCUACCGUAACUCUUCGACAUAUAAGUUUGUUUACGUAAGGGAUAAUACCCAACGAAUUGCGCAUUAUCAGAAGUUAAUGCACUCUGUGGAAGCCUGAACUGUCCUCCGCUUUGUGUCGGAUUGAUGGUUUUGCGACGUACAUCAAUGUCCUGAUAAUGCACAGUUCGAAGGGCAUUAUCCCACUCAAACCAUGAUCACUUAAAAAAAAAAUAUUCGAUUAAUAUUUUGUACUUUUUAUUGUUAUUUUUUCGGUUUAGAUAGUUUUUUCACAAAAAGCGGACUAUUUGAUACGUGAUGUGGAGUGUUGUCACGGUAACAUGACAACAGGCUGCGGAGCCUGGCUGAGUCGACUAGUUGGUUUAUGUGAAUUUCAAAAGCGCGUUACUAAUAAAAGGUUUCGAUAUUUCAAAGAUCGUCAAUACUGAAGCCAAAGUUCCGGCGUCAACCUUUGAGCACUUGAGAUAUCGCUGGGAACAACAAACUAAGAAAACGCUCUUUAAGCUACUGUAACUCUUCGACAUAUAAUUUUGUUUACUUAAGGGAUAAUACCCGAUGAAUUGCGGAUUAUCAGAAAUUAAUGCACUUCGUGGAAGCCCGUUGCUUCCGCAACGUACAUUAAUUUCUGAUAGUGCGAACUUUGAAGGGCAUUAUUCUACUCACACCAUGUCCACUUACAAAAGAAAUGAAUAUUCAUUGGACAUUUAGUACUUUAUUCUUGAUAUUUCUUCAGUUUAGAUAGCUUUUUCACCAAAGUAGACUAUUUGAUACGAGAUGUGGGGUGUUGUCACGGUAACAUGACAAGUUUUGGUAUUUAUAACAUCAUCAACACUGAAGCCAAAGCUCCGGCAUUUACCCUUUAGCAUCAGAGAUGUUGCCGGCAUCACCAAACUAAAAGACACUCUUGAAGCUACCAUACUCUUCGACUAUUGACGUAAUUCUGGCAUAUUAGUUGGUCUACGUAAGAGAUAAUGCUCUUUGAAGUGUGCAUUAUCAGAAAUUCGCAUUGACGGUUGAUUCAACUAAGUGUAAUGAUUUCUGAUAAUGCACGCUUCAAAGGUAAUUAUCACACUUAUACCAUGGUCACUUCAAAAUAAAAAAAAUAAUUAAUCAAUAUUUAAUACUUUAUUCUUGUUAUUUCUUUGGUUUAGAUGACUUUUUCACGUAAAACGUUUUUUGAAGAAGUCUGCGCAGUGAUAUAGAAAAUUUGGGGUGUGUGACCAGAACUUAUUUUUUAGGCGUGCAUUAUCACUGUGGAUUAUCACUUUCCAAUCUACAUCCACCACCCAAUCAGAGUCCAGUAUUCACCCGCAUUAUGGUAUAAAUUGAUUUAGAACGCACUUUACUACUCUAAAGUGUUGCAUUGUGUAAACGGUUAUGCUAAUUCAAAAGCCAAAGUUCUGGCGCUAACCCCACACUCUUCAAGCUAACGUAAUCCCAACAAGUUCCGACGUACGAGUUGGUUUACGCUAAUUUUGUACGCACUUUACGGCUGUAGAGUGUUACAUAGUAGCGCAAAGUUGCUUUUCUAACCUUCAGAAUCCGCUUGAAUUACUGAAAUUGCAUUAACGGUUUUGCUAAUUCAAAGAGCAUCAGCACUGGCGCUAGCCCUUUAACACAGGAGAUGUCGACGACACCAAAAUAAAAUGCUCUUUGAGCUAAUACCAACAGAUUCUAACAUAUCAGUUGGUAUGCAUUUAUUUCAUGCACAAUUUACUACUGGUAAAUAUUAGCGCAAUUCGAAUAUGCUAGAAUCGCUAAAAUUGCGUUAACGGUUUGACAACUCCAGUGUCAAAGGGUUAUCCUUGCUGUCAAUUUUAGUGACAGUAACGAAUAUCCCCAAUUAUAAAGUUAAAUAAUUGGUAUUUGAAUAACAGAUGCUAUAACUUUACUACAGUGGAGGAAGAAUUGUAAUAUUAGCCAUCGAUCAGCUUAAAUAAGCUGCAUAGCACAUAUGUAUUCAAUGACUUAGAGAGAUAUAUAUGAAAAUUAUAUGUGUUGGUUGGAAAUACAUGUAUAUUUAAAUCACAAACCUAUAAAACUUUACCAGACCAGUUUGUUUUGAGGCAGUUUCCUUCUUAAAAGCAAUAUUUAUUUCCUUAUUUUUCAUAUCAGAGUAUAUUUAUUUAUCAUCUAGGUUUAUUUCGUUUGAGGAGUGAAAUAUUACAAAAAAUAUGAGGUGAAAGUGGACAAAUGCAGUCAAAAUAGGAGCAAAUAAAUUGACGGACAAGUUUAAGGCUUUACCUGUUUUAAAAAAACAUAUUUUGUGUGGUUUUUUUGUAAGUUUUUUUCUCAAAAACCCAAUUGAGGAUUUAACUGUCAAGUUAAUUCUUACAUUUUCUUACAAUUUUAAUUUUUUUUUCAUAGUUUUUUCCCCCAUAUUCUUCUACUUUCACUGUACUUUUACUUCUUUUUUAUUUUAAGUUCCUGAAAUUUGUACCUUUUGUUUGUGACCAAAGACUGUAUCUCUAUGUUUUUGUGUUCUUCACAAUUGUAAGAAAAAAAAACAUUUUUCUUCGAACUUGUGUUAAAGUGGCGCUCGUGCUUUCCUGUCAGUGUUUUGUGGCGUUGUCUGGCGUUCAAAGCAGCGGGUCAAAACGACCCCGUGGAUGCAAUGGUGAAUAUGCCGUGAUUUGCCGUUAGCUUGUCGCUCAUUUCAUGCCUUAACGGAGAGACUCGUCUGUGUUCCUGUAGAAACCCGUUGACAUGUAGUGCUUUAGACCAUUCUAGAACAUGUUCCAUUUAUCGCACCAAUGCACUGUGAAUGUUUAUUUGUCAUUAGCUGCUCCUUGGGUGUUUUCUUUUGACUGUUAAUGCAACUCUGUGAAAAAGCUAAAAAGAUUUAUACAUAAUAUGAUAAAUAUAUGCAGUAAAGACUUAAGAGGAAGGGAUACAGUUUCUGAUGUUAUACAUUUAUUGCAAAAAAAUCUAUUAUACUAGAUAUACCUAUGUUUGUUGUUUUUUUCCUUGUAAACAAAAUGCUUUUUAUGCUAUUUUGAAUUUUAAAAAAGUUUAAAGUUAGAGCUUUAUAUCAUUUUUUUUCCAUAAAUGUGUCCAAAGCAGUCGUCUUUGUGCAAAUACAGACUAUAUCUAAAUAAAUGGAUAUUGUUUACAAUGUUUA